This is a messenger RNA of Vollenhovia emeryi, 4006 nucleotides long. Its product is annotated as protein FAM49B. NCBI's taxonomy places the organism in Eukaryota, Metazoa, Arthropoda, Insecta, Hymenoptera, Formicidae. The record is from RefSeq and is a predicted model, not a curated record. Gene Ontology annotation, molecular function: small GTPase binding. The transcript is spliced from 8 exons. Gene Ontology annotation, biological process: regulation of actin filament polymerization. The coding region runs from base 833 to 1900 and encodes 355 amino acids.
CGCCGUCGCUUUGACAGUGGUGUAACAACCUUCGUGAGCGCCGUGCCGUGCCGUGCCGUGCCCUGCGUCGUGCUGCGAGUCAAGAGAGAAAAAGUACAGAGCUGCCGCGGUAUUUUCGAAAAAUCGAUCGCGCCGCGCUUCGUCGAGCGCGAGGGGUCGAAUUCGCGGUCCUACGCUCGAAAGUUUAGCGUGCAGAGCUGGCAACGUGCUUUCGUGAAUCUCUGUCUCUCUUCGUUGAACGUUCAAUUAAAUUAUAGACGUUUCGCUAGUGAGAUCGAGAAGACACCGUUCCAACUUUUUUCCCCCCGACGAGAAAUUCAUCGCGAAAGCGCGAUAAGCCGUCGCGGGCGUAUUUUAAAUGCUCCUUCGCGAGACAGUAGCGCGCAGCCGAGCGGUGUGGGAUCGGUUCGAUCGAUGCUCCGCCACGGCCAAGUGGGACCGAUGAUUUUAAACACGCUCGCGGACGUUUGAGUAAACAUUAGAGACGAGACAGUGUUGGCAGACACAAGGGAACCAUUAUUGCGAUCGUCCACGAGCACGUUGUGUGCGGUCUGUGCACGUGAUAAAACGUUAUCUGUUGUGACACGGAAUUUUUUCGCGGCUACGAGACGAGAACGGUCCUUUUCGGGAAGUCUCGGUGCGGUUUCCUGUCCGGCCCAGGGUACCGGAAGUGCACAUUAACCGGUGAAGAGGAGCAGCGAUGCAUUUGGUAGCGCCUCGUGAUAGAGUCUAAUCGUGUUCUAUUUAAUAACUCAAUUAUAACAAUGCCACGGCUCGUCUCGCUUCGUCUGGAGUGUCGAAUGGACUAAGACACCCUUCCCGGAUAGUAGGGAUGUCCAAGUUCGAAUCCUGGCUGAGAUGCCUUUCACGUUGUAAAGUGACUCUUGUCGAAAGAAGCUGUACACUUACGAUGGGCAAGCUUUUGAGUCUUUUGGCUCGAGAUGAGUCUACCUGUUGCACUCCUCAAAAGUACGACGUCUUCUUGGAUUUCGAAAAUGCACAACCGUCGGACCUCGAACGCGAGACAUUCGAGGCGGUGCAAAGAGUGCUGAAAAAUUCAGAGUCCAUUUUAGAGGAGAUACAAUGUUACAAAGGAGCUGGGAAAGAAAUCAGAGAGGCCAUUUCAGCACCCACGGAGGAAUGUCAGCGGAAAGCAUAUCUGACCGUGGCACCUCUCGUCGCGAAACUCAAACGAUUCUAUGAGUUUUCCUUGGAACUCGAAAGGGUAGUGCCGAAAAUACUGGGGCAAUUGUGCUCGGGAAACCUCUCACCGACACAACAUCUGGAGACGCAGCAGGCGCUAGUCAAACAAUUGGCGGAGAUAUUGGAAUUUGUAUUAAAGUUUGACGAGCAUAAAAUGAAAACGCCGGCGAUUCAGAACGACUUCAGCUACUAUCGUAGGACAUUGACGAGGGCAUCGCUGGCGCGCCAGGAUAACGCCGAAAAGGACCUAGUUGUCGGGAACGAACUCGCCAACCGAAUGUCCUUGUUUUACGCCCACGCGACACCCAUGCUUCGAGUUCUGAGUCACGCGACCAUUACUUUCUUGAUGGACAACGAAGAUAUAGCAAGGGAAAACAUUACGGAAACGCUUGGUACAAUGGCAAAAGUGUGUCUUCGAAUGUUGGAAAACCCGAAUCUGCUGGCGCAAUUCCAACGAGAAGAGACUCAGCUCUUUGUCCUAAGGGUUAUGGUGGGUCUGGUGAUUCUCUACGAUCAUGUACAUCCCCAAGGUGCUUUUGUAAAGGGUUCGAAUGUGGAUGUCAAAGGCUGCGUGAAGCUAUUAAAGGACCAGCCGCCUUGCAAAAGCGAAGGCCUUCUGAACGCCCUCCGCUAUACCACGAAGCACUUGAACGAGGAGAACACGCCGAAGAAUAUAAAGAAUCUACUUGCCGCAUGAUUACCAAAGCAACGAGGUUGCUGUAUCAGAAGCUGAGACUACGGGCGCACUUUCUUGCUAGAUACUUUUCGAGCGGUUCCGUUUCGAACGACCGUCUUCGUAAGCUCUCAACGCGUAGGUCCAAGAAUCUUCCGUUCGCGCAUAAAGUGCAACCCGCGUAAGUCAGGCUUCUUUCUUGCACGCUUGUCCGAUGAAUGGCGGACCACGCGUGCCCUCGGAAAGCUCUAAGCUGCCCGAAAACUACCGAGCGAUUUGGAGUCGUCGAAAAACAAUCGUUAAAUGAUACGGUAACGUAAUGAUCGACUUUGGCAGAACGAUUGAUCAUUGCGCGUUCCUUUUCCUAUGAUCGUCUGCGAGCGUGUGCGAUUAUUAUUAUCCUUGCUGAUAUUAUUAUUAUAACGCAAAACGAUUACUGUGCCAGCAAGGCAUUGAAUCGGCAAAUCUUCCGCGAUUUACUCAUCAUUUCGGUAAAAUAUUUGUUGGCAUUAAUGUUUCCCAAUAGCGAAUCCCGCGGAUCCUCGGCUCGCAGAAUUUCUCAACGAUAAGGAAAGUUAGAUAGAAGCUACAAUAGAUUUGUAUGGCCACAGAUUGCCCCGUAGUAAUACUUCCUUUGGUACAGUGUUUCAACCAAAGUCAUCUAUUGAUUUCCGGCCGAGCGGGAUAAAAAGUUAAUUAGAGCAUAUCAUAGUGUAUUAUAAGGUAACACGGAUUGUGGACUUUUGGAGAUGUUACGAAGAGAGCUUUAAUCACGUUAUGGAUAUUAUGGAGAUUUUUAGCUCUUGUUUACUUUGUUGAAUGGCGGGCGAGAGGGUGGAUUGUGAGACUGUGAAUCGCAGAGUCGAAUACUGCCGGAUCAUCAAGUACGCAUAAUCGAUAAUCUCAUUUCAUCGGUAACCCAAUGUUUGGAAAGCCUCAAAUAUUAUUGCGCACAUGAUCUUGGUUGAUUAUUGAAAUCUAAAGUCACUUUAUAAUCUUUUUGUGCGAUUGGCGAAUAAAAAAAGACCAAAGAUGCUUUUAGUGUAUAAUAAAGCUACGAGAACGUCAGAGAUGUGAUUUAUUAUUAUUAAAUAUUAUGUGAUUGUAUUAUUAUUAAUAUUCUUAUUACGAAUGAUGCUGCGAAGGUUCUAUUUAUAGUAACCAGCGAACUCACACGUGCCGCGUAUAUAUCUCAGCGGUACUACGUCAUUGUUUAUAUAUUAAUGCAGAUAAGUCCGCCUAUAUGCAAACACAAAGUAAUCUUUGAAAAUUUCUACUAUUUCGUUCUUUUCUUCCAAUUCCUGUUAUAUUUUUCUAACAUAAAAUAAUAUAAAUAUAAAAAUUGUUUUAUGUUGCAGAGUUAGCUGUAUCAAGAAUGUUGUCACGGUUUUUAAAAUAUAUUCUUAAUUAAUUAAUUAUAAACUUUCAAGUAUUUAUUAUGAACUAUAGAAUACUAUGUUUCAUUUACACGACCAGUUUUCGAUCAGCUUUCUACAAGAUUUUUCAAAAAUUUGACGGGAUUUAUAAAGCUACUGGACUAAUAAAACAAUACUCAUAUAUUGCAAAUUUUUACUGUUGUAUUAACAAAAAAGAUUUGUGAUAAACACAUUCAGGACGGUUUUUAUAUAUACAUGUGACGUAAAUAUCAGGAAAAAAACUUCAGGAGUUUUCGAACUGACUUUAACACAAAACAUCUUCUUGCGCGUUUUAGAGAUUAAUACCUUGAAGACUGCUUGCCGACCAUAAUGUGGAAUUUUGUGUGAAAGCACACGUAAUCGGAGAAUACACGUUUACGUAAGACUCUACCGUUUAUUAGUAGUGGACCUCAGACACUCAAAUACUGUAUAUACAGAUUGUUAUGAUGUAUUAGCAACAUCCACAGGUAUUACUGUUACAUUGGCACACUCCAACGACAAGUGCUCCGACUUAUUGCCUUGGUAAUUUUUAAGAGAAAAAGAAAAACAGAAACGCGACACAGUAUUCAGUUAUUUUUGAGUGCCGUUUAUUGUAUGCUUCAUUUUGUCACGUUAUUCAAUGUCAAUUAACACAAAGAUUAUUAUUACCGCACGUAUUACACGCGCGCACGUGCGCAAAUUGUACUUGAAUUAAAUUAAAAUCCCCUGAAACGCA